Molecule: messenger RNA, 2228 nt
Organism: Cercospora beticola
Lineage: Eukaryota; Fungi; Ascomycota; Dothideomycetes; Mycosphaerellales; Mycosphaerellaceae
Product: COP9 signalosome complex subunit 2
Biological process (GO): protein deneddylation
Cellular component (GO): COP9 signalosome
Source: RefSeq, a predicted model, not a curated record
CAAACGCAUCGCAGCGAAGGUACAACAACUGCUUGGCUGAUUGAUCAUUAUAUCCCUCAACACAUCAGCCUCAUUACUCAGUCAUUGUCGCGCACCAUGUCGGACGACGAUGACUUCAUGCAGGACUCGGAGGAGGAGAACUACGAUUUCGAGUAUGAAGACGACGACGAUGCGGAUGGCGACGAUGGUGAUGUCGAUGUCGAGAACAAAUACUACAACGCAAAGCAGAUGAAGGGCGACAAUCCGGAAGAGGCGAUACAAGAAUUCCUAGGUGUUCCCGCAUUAGAGCCAGAGAAGGGCGAUUGGGGAUUCAAGGGAUUGAAGCAGGCGAUAAAGCUGGAGUUCAAGCUCGGUCGAUAUGAUGAUGCGGUGCAACACUACACGGAACUGUUGACGUACGUCAAAUCUGCCGUUACGCGAAACUACUCCGAGAAGUCCAUCAACAACAUGCUGGAUUUCAUUGAGAAGAAUGCCGAGGACGAAGCCGCCAAUGAGUGCAUGGAGAAGUUCUACUCCAAAACACUAGAGUCAUUCCAGGCUACCAACAACGAGCGGUUAUGGCUGUCAACAAACACCAAGCUUGCACGCCUUUGGUUGGCACAGAAGGACUACGCACGGUUGACCGACAAAGUCCGCGAGCUACACAAGGCAUGCCAGCGUGAGGACGGCACAGAUGAUCCGAGCAAAGGCACGUACAGCAUGGAGGCCUACGCGUUGGAGAUUCAGAUGUAUGCCGAGACUAGGAACAACAAGCGCUUGAAGGGGCUUUACCAGCGCGCGCUUAGAGUCCGCUCCGCCGUGCCGCAUCCGAAGAUCAUGGGCAUCAUCCGCGAAUGUGGUGGCAAGAUGCACAUGAGUGAAGAGAAUUGGAAGGAUGCCCAGAGUGACUUCUUCGAGUCCUUCCGAAACUACGAUGAAGCUGGCUCGCUCCAGCGCAUUCAAGUGCUGAAGUAUCUCGUGCUGACGACCAUGCUGAUGAGGUCCGAUAUCAAUCCCUUCGACUCGCAGGAAACAAAGCCCUAUAAGAAUGACCCGCGCAUCGCAGCCAUGACAGAGCUUGUCGAUGCAUACCAGCGUGACGACAUCCAUCAAUAUGAGACCGUCCUUUCAAAGAACAAGGACCUCCUUGCGGAUCCAUUCAUCGCCGAGAAUAUUGACGAAGUGACUCGCAACAUGCGCACCAAGGCGGUGGUCAAAUUAGUGGCGCCAUAUACUCGGUUCCGCCUCGAUUUCAUCGCCAAGCGACUAAAAAUUUCCAUUCCCGAGGUCCAGGACAUUGUGGGAUUCCUGAUCAUGGAUAAGAAGCUGCGUGGUAAGAUCAACCAAGAAGCUGGGACCGUCGAGAUCGAGAGUCGCGCAGACGUGGACCGUAUGAACGCCAUGGCGGAUUGGACCGCUGCCAUUCGCUCGCUUGCCGGCGUCGUACUCAACGAGGGCGAUGGUUUCAAGUCAGAAGAUGCUGGACUCGGUGGCCAAGCGGGACCCGGUGGAGGGGAAGUAUUCGACGUGAUGGCACAAUCGUCGAACCGAGUCGGGCAGCACGGCGCACGGCGCAGACCUGGUCGAUUUGGUGCUGGGAAAUGAACGGGAACACACAUUCGAGUGAGACACUCACUCGGAUCGUGCGCCACCGCGAAAAGACUGAACAGUCGGCGAGCCCGUUUGCGUGAGAACGAUUUCUCAAGACGCCGAAUGGGUGCGCAAAAGAGACGGCGACCUCUGUGCACGCCACGACGCCGACCCUGAGAGGGCGGUUUCGUACGAUGCCCGGCACAAGGCGCCUUCCGGAGAGCCGUCAGCCGUCAUCUCAGCAGCAACAUCAGCGCUUCGCCUACGAAACAGAACAGCAUGCGAUACGAAGGGGGAAGGGAAACAGAACCGCGACCAGGGUGUAAAUUGCUGCCACCGCACACAUACACUCAUAGUCUAUCUAUGUAUGUUUCGGGAUGCACCAGGAGGAUGGGCGCCGGUCCCAGCGCAGUGGAUUCGGCUACAGUAGUACCUCUGCAGUAUCUCGACUCGCUUGUGCAUCUGCGGAUUUGCAAGCAAGCGUCGCCUGCACCCGAGUACAUGCUUACAUACAUAGAUUUCGCACGCUAAUGGGCGCGGAUACUGUAGCCGGCCGCGCGGAAAGUACUUCACGCGAGGCGAGGUCUGUUCAACUUUGUGCUGCUGCGACUACUAGCAUGCGAUCCAUCAAUCAGUUCAGUCUCACGGUCCUCGUGCCG